Molecule: messenger RNA, 596 nt
Organism: Camellia sinensis
Lineage: Eukaryota; Viridiplantae; Streptophyta; Magnoliopsida; Ericales; Theaceae
Source: RefSeq, a predicted model, not a curated record
AUUCAGUAUGUUUAUGGCUGGGAGCAAAUGUCAUGCUGGAGUACUCAUGUGAAGAGGCCACUGAUCUUCUACAAAAGAAUUUGGAAAAUGCUAGAGCUAGUUUAGAAGUUCUUGUUACAGAUCUACAAUUCUUAAGGGAUCAAGUGACCAUUACUCAGGUGUUGCAGGCCCAAGUGGAUAUGGAUCAAACUCAACAGCUGAGCAAGUUACUCAACAAGAUUGUUCUUUCUUACUCCCUUCUUCUCAAGCUCAACUCACUGCAUUAGUCACUGGUUAGUCAUCUCAUCUCCAACCACACACAAACACACAACACAUACACAAACUUCUUUAUGAUGAAGAACAGUGCCCAUUUCCCCCCCUUCUGAAUCUGGUCUUCAUUUAAACAUACACAUUCUGAUCUGUCCAUGAGAGAGACUUCAUUAUAUAUUUAGAAAUGCAUCAAGUUUGAUAUUGUUGCAGAAUUUUUAUGUUCUUUUUUUUUUCUUCCUAUAUUUUUAUUUGUUUAUUUCUUCUUCUUCUUCUUCUUCUUCUUCUUCUUCUUUUUGUAGUUUUGUGAGUUCACAAAAUUGAAGUAGGGUUUCAGAGAAAGAAUAAUA